AUGGUAUGUGUAGUUUUGGGUGCUAAUCCUCCUUUAACUGUGUUUGAAGGAUUCAUUAAUUGCAUAUGGGGUAAAUUGGGUAUUGAGAGAAUUGCUCGUAUGAAUGGGGGUUAUACUCUAGUCAAAUUUAGGGAUGAAGCUACUAGAGAUAAGGUUUUGGAAGCAGGUGUGGUACACUUUGACAGAAAACCUGUUUUGCUGAGGCCUUGGUCGACCGAAUUAGAUAAGCUGAGGAUGGUGAAAUCAGUUCCGGUCUGGGUUCAUCUGCCAAAUUUGGGUCUCCAGUAUUGGGGCCUUAAAACUCUGAGUGAACUUGUUAGCACUAUAGGUAAGCCUAUGAUGAUGGAUAAGGUAACCAAGGACAAGUCAAUGGUGAAAUUUGCUAGAGUCCUAGUGGAUGUUGAAAUUUCUGAUCGUAUCCCUCAUUGUAUAAAUUUUAUUAAUGAGCAUGGUCGAUUGAUGGAACAUGCCAUAGAAUUUGAAUGGUUGCCCACCCGUUGCUCAUGUUGUAAGAGUUUAGGUCAUGUUGCUUCUAGUUGUAAAUAUGCUCAGGAGGUUCAUUGGAAGCCAAAGCAGAAGGUCACUAAGUCUGAUAAAGGGGAUCCUGGAGUAUCUGCUGAUUUGAAUGAGCUAGUUCUCGAGGAUAGGUCAAGGGAUCCUCACCUAUUAAUAGCUGAAAAGGAGGUUCAGAAGAAUGGCAAGAAUGAUCAGGUGGCUGUUACAGGAGAGUCGAAGGCAGGAAAGACAUUAGCAAAGGAUACCAGUUGUUCAUCGAAUGGGCAGGAGAUAUUAUGGUCUACCCCUAAGAAAGUGGGAGGUGUCAAGCAAAAUAUUGCUGAAAAUUUGACAGUGAGGGCUAAUAAAUUUAGUAUUUUGCAGGAGAACAAGGAAGUGGUUUCAAAGCGGAGUUUACAAGAAAUUCAUAAAUCUAAUGGAGGGGUGUAA
This is a messenger RNA of Humulus lupulus (European hop), 945 nucleotides long. RefSeq lists its product as uncharacterized. The record is from RefSeq and is a predicted model, not a curated record. The transcript has a single exon. The coding region runs from base 1 to 945 and encodes 314 amino acids. NCBI's taxonomy places the organism in Eukaryota, Viridiplantae, Streptophyta, Magnoliopsida, Rosales, Cannabaceae.